Diachasma alloeum is the source of this 3569-nucleotide messenger RNA. RefSeq names its product leucine-zipper-like transcriptional regulator 1 (gene Lztr1). Gene Ontology annotation, cellular component: Golgi apparatus. Gene Ontology annotation, molecular function: protein binding. The transcript has 3 exons. NCBI's taxonomy places the organism in Eukaryota, Metazoa, Arthropoda, Insecta, Hymenoptera, Braconidae. The record is from RefSeq and is a predicted model, not a curated record. The coding region runs from base 259 to 2538 and encodes 759 amino acids.
GUUACGGAAUUUCACGAAAGGAAACGUCAAAUUUUUUUGUUGGGGCGAGGAUGUUCUAUUGCGGAUAAUCGUGGUUUGUUAACAGAAAAUAUGUUUGACUGAAUAUUCACGUGAAAGGGUAGUAGUAUCGGGGGAGAUUGCAGGAAAAUGAUCAGACGAACAAGUGGACUCGGGGAAAGCUUCGUUGGUUGGGUUAGGGAUCGCGUAGUGUGAAGAGUAUUUUGUAAUUGUUGUAAUUAUUAGGGGUACAUUGGCAAAAUGGAUAACACUACAACUGCCGAGUGUUUGACCCUCGAUUUUGGACCCUUUGAGACUGUACAUCGAUGGCAACAGAUGCCCGAUUGUGAUGAGUUCGUUGGAGCUAGGCGAAGCAAACACACAGUGGUGGCCUACAAAGACGCAAUCUACGUGUUCGGUGGUGACAACGGUAAGCGAAUGUUAAACGACCUCCUCCGUUUCGACGUGAAAGAAAAAUCCUGGGGUCGUGCCUUCGCCACAGGCACCCCCCCAGCCCCCCGCUACCACCACUCAGCAGUGGUGCACGACUCCUCGAUGUUCGUAUUCGGUGGCUACACCGGUGACAUCCACUCAAACUCCAACCUGACCAACAAGAACGAUCUCUUUGAGUAUCGCUUUCAGAAUGGUCAAUGGACCGAGUGGAAAUUCAUCGGUAAAACUCCAGUCGCCCGUUCUGCCCACGGUGCGGCUGUCUACGACAACAAAUUGUGGAUAUUCGCGGGAUACGACGGUAACGCGCGUCUCAACGACAUGUGGACAAUUUCCCUAUUACCAGGGGAGCUGAGAAUAUGGGAGGAGGUCGUACAGUCCGGUGACUGUCCCCCAACCUGUUGCAAUUUUCCAGUAGCAGUUGCCCGCGAAUCAAUGUUCGUAUUCAGUGGUCAGAGUGGAGCCAAAAUAACCAACAGUCUCUUUCAAUUUCACUUCAGGGAUAAACGCUGGACGCGAAUAUCCACUGAGCACAUUUUACGAGGUGCUCCACCACCUCCAGCGCGUCGUUACGGUCACACAAUGGUCAGUUUCCACCGUCAUUUGUACGUAUUCGGUGGUGCAGCUGAUUCCACCCUGCCCAACGAUCUCCACUGCUACGAUCUGGACACACAGACCUGGAAUGUCGUUAUUCCGUCCAACGACAGUGAGAUUCCCUCAGGCAGGCUCUUCCACGCUGCUGCUGUUAUCGCAGAAGCCAUGUACAUAUUUGGGGGUACGGUUGACAAUAAUGUUCGCUCGGGGGAGACUUACAGAUUUCAAUUCUCGUGUUAUCCCAAGUGCACACUGCACGACGAUUUUGGCCGGCUAUUGCUCUCCCGGCAAUUUUGCGACGUUGAGUUUGUAGUUGGUAAGGAUCAGAUGGAGAAGAAAAUACCGGCGCAUAUUGCCAUGGUGGCUGCAAGAUCGCAAUUCUUGAGCGGGAAGAUUAGGCAGGCUAGGGAGAAACGGGCGAAACACCUUGAGGAGGCUUUCGGAACAGUUGACAUUCCCAUUAAGGAUAUGCCUCUGCUGGAAGUUAAAUUGGAGGACGCUGUGCCAAAGGCUUUUGAGAUGGUCCUCAAUUACAUAUAUACAGAUCGGAUAGAUCCGACCAAAGGCGUUGAUGACCCAGAGCCGGGUAAUCUCAUUGUCCUUCUGAUGAUGGAUGUCUAUCGAUUGGCCGUUCAAUUUAACAUGAAACGCCUGGAACAGCUGUGCGUUCAUUACCUAGAAGCCACUAUUAAUCAUGCUAACGUGUUGGAGGCUCUGCACAAUGCCGCACACCUAGAGCUGUAUUUCAUCAAGGAGUUCUGUCUCAGUUUCGUUGUCAAGGACAGCAACUACAAUCAGAUUGUGAUGAGUCAGGAAUUUGAGACCCUUGAUCAGCCUUUGAUGGUGGAGAUAAUAAGGAGGAGGCAGAUGCCACAGGCGCGGAGUUUCUCGAAGCAUUAUGAGCUUGGUACGGGCACGACCUUGGAACAGGAUAUGGCGAUUUUUUUGAAGAGUGUGGGCAGGGAAUUUUGCGAUAUAACUUUGAUGUUGGAUGGGGUACCCAUUCCGGCGCACAAAGCUGUCUUGGCAGCUCGGUGCAGCUAUUUCGAGGGAAUGUUUAGGUCUUUUAUGCCGGAAAAUAACACUGUUAACAUACAAAUUGGGGAGAUGAUUCCAUCGUCAGAGUCAUUUGCGUCUUUGAUGAGGUAUAUCUAUUAUGCUGAUGUUUCGAUGCCGCCUGAGGACUCUCUGUACCUGUUCACGGCUCCUGUUUUCUACGGUUUUACUAAUAAUCGAUUGCAGGCAUUUUGCAAGCAAAAUUUGGAGAUGAAUGUUACUUUCGAAAAUGUUAUUCAGAUACUCGAGGCGGCGGAUAGAAUGCAAGCUUGUGAUAUGAAGAAAUAUGCUCUCAAUCAUAUUGUUCAUCACUUUAGUCAGGUUGCACGGCUACCCAGGCUCAAGCAGUUGAGCAGAGAGUUGCUGCUCGAUAUAAUUGAGACACUGGCGGAUGAACAGGGGGAGGCGCGCACUUGUCAGGACAUGACUAGUGAUUGCUGACUCAGUUGGUUCAAUCGGCGUGAUUGCCAUCGCAGAGCGAGGAGCCAGCACGGAGGGGUUUAAGGGGGUUUUAUAGGUUAAAGAGGUGAAGACUUUUUCAUGAACAUCGAGUAGGAAUACGCGAGGAGAAAUUCUUUGAGAAAAAUUCUAGCGCUGUUGAAAUAAAAUUUCUAAGCAUUCCUGUGAAAAUUGCAUAUUUUGAAAAAAUUUAUUUAAGCAUUUUUGACUUAUAGGUUUACUCUGCUGAAGAAUAGUAAUCAUAAUACGAAAGUGAAAGAAUAAUCGAUCAUUUACAUCAGUAUAUCAUUCAUUUGCUUUAAUUUUUUUCAAGAAUAAAUCAAUAGCCAUAAUUGGUCUUAUGUUGAAAGUGAGGAAGGCUUUUACAUCGAAAAGUGGAAACCUUUUGUCAAAGUUCAGUUUAGUGAUCAACUCUAGGCGAUUAUUAGAAUUUAAAAAAUCGUACCAAUACGAGAAAAAUUCACGUGCUACCUAAUAAAAUUUCAAGGGUCUGCACUGGAUUUUUUUUGAAGGAUUUCUUUCCGUAUAGUAUUUGAAUUGGGAUUUCAGGAUGCAAUACUAUUUGGAAUAAUUCUUCAAUUUGCGACAUUUUGGGAAUGCAAAAGUUGUUUAUUUAUUUUUGCUUUCCAAACUGAAUUGAAACACUUUGGGAGAAAAACUGAUCUAAAGUCACAAGAAUAAUUACUUGAUCUGAGGAAAUGGUAUAGAUGAAUGAUUUCGCCAAUUCUGUAUUUGAAAUACUGCUCUACAAUUGCUAGAGUUAUUUUGUGUUAUCUAUCGAAAAAUAUAGUUUAAAAUAAGAGAAAUGAGCGCGACUGGAGCUCUCUAAUUUAAGGAUGUCCAAGUACUUUGGCUAUUUGUCCUCCAGUGAAAUGCUUUUGUACUUUUGUAGUCGAACAUCAGAGCUUUCAUUUCAGCCCCAUGCUAAGUUUCGGGUCAUUUUACAAUAAUUUUAUUAUUUGAACUUUGCAGGUCUUGAUAUUUAACCGUUAGAAAACAUUUUAAAAACCUAA